This is a messenger RNA of Triticum aestivum (bread wheat), 2630 nucleotides long. Its product is annotated as wall-associated receptor kinase 3. The transcript has 3 exons. Gene Ontology annotation, molecular function: protein serine/threonine kinase activity; ATP binding; polysaccharide binding. Gene Ontology annotation, biological process: protein phosphorylation; cell surface receptor signaling pathway. Gene Ontology annotation, cellular component: plasma membrane. The record is from RefSeq and is a predicted model, not a curated record. Lineage: Eukaryota; Viridiplantae; Streptophyta; Magnoliopsida; Poales; Poaceae. Bases 1 to 2436 code for a protein of 811 amino acids.
AUGAGCAAGAUACUCAUCGCCAUGUCUUUUGUGCUGAUGUUCUCGGCAUCUACGCCGCAAGCAUCAGCCGCAGUCCUUGGAGCCGCCGGAGGGAUCCUGCGGGUCCCUUCUAGUGACUCCUUGGCUCACUGCAUCCCAAGGUGCGGGGACGUCGACAUCCCCUAUCCCUUCGGUAUAGGGCCCGGCUGCUUCCGUCAAGGCUUCGAUCUCACCUGCAACCACUCCACCUACAAUCCCAGGCUCUUUUUAGGCAGCAGCACUAUCCAGGUCACUGACAUUGACAUAUACUCCGGCGUAGUAUGGACCCCUAUAAUCUACAACCUUACAACGAGUCUAGGUACAAAUACAUACGACAUCAUAUGGAAGGCCCCUGCUAAAGGUAUUACUCUCACUAGAGAUAAUACUUUGUACGUAGCUGGUUGUGAUUUGGACGUCACCUUGUUCAAGUAUGGUACAAGAAACAUGGUUGGUUCUUGUAUGACUAGAUGCGCCGGCAGGAAGGCACCGACUGGAGGGCCUUGUAAUGGAAAGGGCUGCUGCCUCAUCCGGUUUGCAAGUGACCUGCCAGGCUUUCACGCAAAUCUUGUCAGCACUAAUACUACUGCAACACAAUCAGAUUGGUUCCACCCUGGCAUCAUGGCUUUAGUGUCAAAUUAUCCAGAUUAUUACAUAGAUGAUGUUGGAGCCGAUCUUUUCUCUAGUUGGACAAAUGAGAUCCAGGCGGAGCUUAGAGUUGCCAUCAUGGACCAACCAAGCUGUGUAAGUGCACAACUGAAGAGGGAAAGCUAUGCCUGUAGCAACCGUAGCAGUUGUCGGAAUUCCUCAUUCGGUGGUUACCAAUGUGUCUGCCCUUCUUAUAACGGAGACAACCCUUACAUGUUACAUGGAUGCAUGCAAGGUACUUCCGGUGCACAAUAUCUUGUGACUGAUAUAUCCGUGGAAGAUGGGACUUUGAUUGUUAACAACAUGGUGAAUGGAAGUAAUGCUGAAGAGGUAGUAAUUAUGAAGACUCAGAGUGCUGGACAUUCAUUGCAUUUGGGCCCCCCUGUGGAAGAUCUAUUUGAUUUCUCUAUGGAAUACAACAUUGUUAUGAACUGGGCGGUUACCAAUUUAACAUGUCAAACAGCUAUGCAGAAGGAUAUUUAUGCAUGCCGCAGUUCCCACAGCUAUUGCCUAAAUGUCACCCAUGGGGAAAUAUUUAUGGGAUACCGUUGCAAGUGUUCUUUAGGCUAUCAAGGAAAUCCGUACAUCAAAGAUGGCUGCAAAGGCAUCGCAAUUGGAACUGGAUGUGGUCUUGGCUCCAUAAUUAUUGCAGCCUGUGUAGUUAGAUUCACCAACAAGUGGAAGAAAGGCAUCCGGAAGAGAAUCCGACGAGCACACUUCAAGAAAAAUCAAGGUCUUCUUUUGGAGCAGCUUAUCUCAGAUGAAAACGCCACAAAUAAAACAAAGAUAUUCUCCUUGGAGGAUCUACAGAAGGCAACCAACAACUUCGAUACCACUCGUGUUCUUGGUCGUGGAGGACACGGUACAGUUUAUAAAGGGAUUCUAUCUGACCAACGGGUGGUGGCUAUUAAAAAAUCCAAAAUUGUGGAGCAAACUGAGAUAGACCAGUUUAUCAAUGAGGUUGCUAUCUUGUCUCAAAUCAUUCAUCGAAAUGUGGUAAAGCUCUUCGGUUGUUGCCUUGAAUCUGAGGUGCCUUUGCUUGUGUACGAGUUCAUAUCUAAUGGCACACUGCAUGACCUACUUCACAUUGAUGUUGGUGUUAAAUGCUUGCUGUCUUGGGAUGAUCGCAUUAGGAUUGCAGUAGAAGCGGCUGGCGCACUUGCUUAUCUGCACUCGGCUGCUGCAAUACCAAUUUUCCAUAGAGACGUGAAAUCUUCUAAUAUUCUAUUGGACAGCAGCUUUGCCACAAAGGUUUCUGAAUUUGGUGCUUCAAGGUCUCUUUCACUCGAUGAGACACAUGUGGUGACUAUUGUCCAAGGAACCUUUGGUUACCUAGAUCCAGAGUAUUACCAUACUGGGCAGUUGACGGAAAAGAGUGAUGUGUAUAAUUUUGGAGUAAUACUUGUGGAACUUUUGACAAGAAAAAAGCCAAUUUUUAUCAAUGAUAUAGGUGCAAAACAGAACUUGGCCCAUUAUUUCGUGGAAGGAUUGCAAGAGGGAGCUAUCAUGGAAUUAAUGGAUCCUCAGGUUAUCAAAGAGGCAAGCCCAGAAGAUGUUGAUGAUAUUUGCUCACUUACAGAAGCAUGCUUGAGGCUCAAAGGAAGAGACAGGCCUACUAUGAAAGAAGUAGACAUGAGGUUGCAAUUCCUGAGAACUAAAAGGCAAAGAAAAUGCAAUAUUCUUCCAGAGGUCAGCUACUCUACUGCACAGAUGCUGCCCAGUUGCUAUAGUCUAGAACAAGAACACUCAUCCUCUCUCACAUUGCCACGCUAAGUAUAUACAAGCAAUACCACAAUUGCUUCCUUCCAAGUAUUCAUCUGAAUUGCCAUCUAUUUUCUAUUGACCCGUAUUGUGUAAUUAUGUUACAUAGUUCACUUUAUACAAGAGUAUGUCAUGUAGUAUCGCUUCCAGUAUAUUUGCAGAGUUUAUUUGUAAGCCCAUGUCAAUUGUGUACAACUUUAUUACAA